Colletotrichum phormii is the source of this 1719-nucleotide messenger RNA. RefSeq lists its product as uncharacterized. The transcript is spliced from 3 exons. Gene Ontology annotation, biological process: resolution of meiotic recombination intermediates. The record is from RefSeq and is a predicted model, not a curated record. Lineage: Eukaryota; Fungi; Ascomycota; Sordariomycetes; Glomerellales; Glomerellaceae. Gene Ontology annotation, molecular function: single-stranded DNA binding; single-stranded DNA 3'-5' DNA exonuclease activity. Bases 1 to 1545 code for a protein of 514 amino acids.
AUGUCGGCUUCCUCCAUCCAAACGUUCUUUCCGAGGGAGGUUUCGACAACGCCUCACACUGCUUCGAGAGAUAGAACGGGACCGCCGCGAGUCGACGGCUUUACCCAAGCAGAAAUAGAGUCUGGACACAACCCCCUUGACCGGAUUUGGAACCCAUCGGAAGAGUACUCGGAGGUGCGUAUUGGGCAGAUUGAGCCGGGCCCAAAUCGCAUAUGCUUCACUGGCCGCGUCGUCAAUUACACACCGGCUCUCCUCGACUCUAAGAACAACUACAGCCGCCCGGCACACCAGCUGGUCGUCAUUGAUGGAACCGGUGCAAUAGCAGUCAAGGUCAUUCCAAUCGGGAUUCCAGCAUCAAUUCUGGUGAUAGGUCAGCUCGUCACCAUAUGGGCGACUUGGGUAGGAAGCACAGGAGGUGCACAUUAUGCCAGCAUUCCUUAUGUGACCACGUACACGCCCAUCAAUCCGGUGGACGUUGGCACCAGGCAGUUCAUUCAGUUUCUCCCGGACACUGUCGAAAACCAACAACUCUACAGAACGCCUUUGGAAUGCGACCAAGGCAAACAGGACCCCAAACCACUUCCAGGCUUGAUGACUCUUUGUCAAUACCUCAAGACGGGGUAUGAGACUGCAGGGGCUCGAAUUAUUGUCUGCGUCAAAAGUAUUGGAUCUCGGAAACGUGUUGUGACGAAAGACCGCUCGAGAGAGCUGGAACUUCUCGAGAUCACGGUCUGGGACGAUACCGCCAGUUGUGUGUUGACUCUCUGGGAAGACAAGGCCAACUCUGCCAGAUUCUGGAAGCCUAACGAGACGAUGCUACUCUUCACGAGUCCGAAAUUUGUGGCCCCACGGGACAACAAGUCAGCACCGACGAACGCCAGCAUCGGUCUUGACCACAAUACCUUGAUUGAUGUCGACCCGGACUUCCAGGACGCCAAGUGGCUUCGACAGUGGGUGGUGAAGAGAGUCAAGAAGGAGUGUGUGUAUAUGCCAUUUCCCAGAGACAUAUGGAAUGCAGAAGAAGCUGUUCAUGGACCGGUCCGGGCGCUCUUCACCCUGGCCGAAGUCGACGACUUCGCCCGCGCUGACCCGGCCAGUGACUUCACCGGCAAGUUGAACCUCACCAUACUCGGUAUAGACCUGCUGGAUCUUAGUCGCAGAAAGAUGCUUUGCUGCAUAGAGUGUUGUGGAGUUCCCCUAUAUGCAAACCAAACGUCUGCGACAUGCAAGAACUGCUUGCAAGAAAGGUCCCUCGUUCUCAACCCCCGAAUCAUGGGUAUCCUGGCAGACGAAACAGGCUGCGUUGCACAAGGGAAGCUUGUCUGGAGUGACCAGGCUUGGAGCGAGCUCUUCUUCCCCGCUAUCGAGUCAAGCGACACGGCGAACACGGAGCCGGAGGCAGCGGGCGAGGUGAAGCUACUUCCACUUCCUUCUUCCCUUCGUCCCAUAGCUUCAUGGGAGGAGCUUACCUUGAAGGAUGCCAGUGGACUCCGAAUCUUGGAGGAGCAAAUGUUGUACGCCCGUUUUACUUUGACAUUCGGCUAGUCCCCGUUUGUCGAGCGGCUGUGUGUGCUUGGAGUUGAGUGGUGAAGGGUUCGUAUCUUCCAAGAGUGGCUCAAAAGCGGGGGUUGCAGUUCUGUUUCGUCAUGGUGUUGGUGGUGUAAAGGGGUUGCUCAGCUGGCGAUGAGGGGUCAGGACGAGGAACUCAGAAGACGCGGC